UGUACAUCCAAUUGUCAAUCAGGCAAGAAAGAGACUCACUUGUCCAACUUGAUCCAUCAACAGAUUCAACACAUUUAAAGUCCAAUUUUUUUGGAUGAUAAGGUUAACUUCAUUGUGUGUGCACUUUCUAUAUGUGUGGUUGAGUUGGGUCACUUAUACACUUUUUUUUUUCUUAUAAACUUCUACUAAUCUUUACUAGUUCAUCUUCCCAUCUAUCUUGAUCAAAAUCUCUAUAAAUUUCUCUUUGUUUUCUCCGCCAUUGACAGUAUAUCUAAGCUCCCAACCCACUUUACAUUUUCCUCCAUUUUUUCCUCUCUUAUUCACCAUUCUCGUAUUCCUUCCCUACAAUCAUGUCUUCUUCUCUUGUUGCACCAAAAAUCAUGCAACCCCUUAAUUUUAGAUCUAAUGAAAAACCCAUGUUUGAUUCUAUCAAAUGUUUUACCCCAAGAACAUCUUUUCUUGGAUCUGCUGAAAAAUUUCGCCUCUGUUCUCGAUUACACUUUCUAGGUUCUCGCCAUUUUCGAUCCGUUUCUACUAAUGUGGUUGCUGUUUCGGAGGCUGUAAAGGAAAGGAAGUCUAAAAAUGCAUCUUCUCCUUCAAAUUUGUUGAUCACAAAGGAGGAAGGUCUUGUGCUUUAUGAGGACAUGGUUUUGGGUAGAGUGUUUGAGGACAUGUGUGCCCAGAUGUACUAUAGAGGGAAAAUGUUUGGAUUUGUACAUUUAUACAAUGGGCAAGAGGCUGUCUCAACUGGGUUUAUUAAGUUAUUAAAACAGUCUGAUUCUGUAGUUAGUACGUACCGUGAUCAUGUUCAUGCCCUUAGCAAGGGUGUCCCUGCCCGGGAAGUGAUGAGCGAGCUUUUUGGCAAAGCCACCGGUUGUUGUCGAGGGCAAGGAGGGUCUAUGCAUAUGUUCUCUAAAGAGCAUAAUCUUUUAGGUGGUUUUGCCUUCAUUGGGGAAGGAAUUCCGGUUGCCACCGGGGCUGCUUUUACUAGCCGUUAUAAGAGGGAGGUGCUUAAGGAGAAUUGCGAUGAUGUGACGGUGGCGUUCUUUGGAGACGGGACUUGUAACAAUGGCCAGUUCUUUGAGUGUUUGAACAUGGCUGCAUUGUGGAAAUUGCCCAUUAUUUUUGUUGUGGAGAAUAAUUUGUGGGCAAUCGGGAUGUCCCAUUUAAGGGCAACCUCAGAUCCCGCGAUUUGGAAGAAGGGGCCCGCUUUUGGGAUGCCGGGAGUUCAUGUGGAUGGCAUGGAUGUUCUAAAGGUGAGGGAAGUGGCAAAGGAGGCUGUGGACAGGGCUAGGAGAGGGGAAGGCCCUACCUUGGUGGAAUGUGAAACUUACAGGUUCCGGGGACACUCGUUGGCGGAUCCGGAUGAGCUUCGUGACCCCACUGAGAAGGCUCGCUAUAGUUCUCGAGAUCCAAUUGCAGCUUUGAAGAAGUACUUAUUCGAGAACAACUUGGCCACCGAAGCUGACUUGAAGGCCAUCGAGAAGAAGAUAGAAGAAAUGAUCGACGAUGCUGUUGAUUUCGCUGAUGAAAGCCCAGCUCCACUCCGAAGCCAACUUCUCGAAAAUGUUUUUGCAGAUCCAAAAGGUUUCGGAAUCGCACCUGAUGGUACAUACAGAUGUGAAGAUCCCAAAUUCACAGAAGGCACUGCCCAAGUCUAACUAUUUUUAUUUAUAUAUUUUUAGGAUAUUUAUUUUUAUUUUCUUUUCUUUUUCAAAUAUUUGUUUUAACCCGCUUUUCGGGCCCUUUUCGUUGCACCUUGUUACUUUACCUAUGUAGGGCUUACGUUCUGUUUCGCUGUUGCGUAGUGACUAGUGUGUAUCGGUUGCUUUAUAAAUGUACUUGUUAUCGGCUUAUUGCUCAAUAUACAAGAUGUAGUAUUCUCUUCGUUU
Molecule: messenger RNA, 1892 nt
Organism: Amaranthus tricolor (Joseph's coat)
Lineage: Eukaryota; Viridiplantae; Streptophyta; Magnoliopsida; Caryophyllales; Amaranthaceae
Product: pyruvate dehydrogenase E1 component subunit alpha-3, chloroplastic
Exons: 3
Coding region: 351-1661 (436 amino acids)
Biological process (GO): pyruvate decarboxylation to acetyl-CoA
Cellular component (GO): intracellular membrane-bounded organelle
Molecular function (GO): pyruvate dehydrogenase (acetyl-transferring) activity
Source: RefSeq, a predicted model, not a curated record